This is a messenger RNA of Cuscuta europaea, 869 nucleotides long. The record is from the annotation of a GenBank genome assembly. Lineage: Eukaryota; Viridiplantae; Streptophyta; Magnoliopsida; Solanales; Convolvulaceae.
AUUUGUCCAUAUCAAAUAUCAUAGAAGAUAUAUGUUCCUAGAUAGAUUUCAUGUUGACUAUUUCCAUUUCAUAUAUCAUAAUAGAUAAUUCUAGGAUACCGAUACAUAUAGAGAAUCUAUCUCUAUAUUAGAGAUAUAGAUAGAUUCUAUCAACACUCAAAAUUAACAUUUUUAUUUCAACUUAAAAUAAUACGGAAUGAAUUAAAAUUCGGGAUGGAAUAAAAGAUAUAAUAUUAAAAAAAAGAAUUUAGUUAUUAAAAAAUAAUAAAUAGACUUUUUUUUGAAAUCCACGUCAUAAACUUUGAGUAGUGCUACGCUUCUGGCAAAGGGUCACAUAAUGGUAGGCCCUCCCUAUUAGAGGACAUAUAAUGCAAUGGCUACCGCAGAUCAUUAGACAUUGGCUUACACCUCCAAACAAAUAAACUUUAAAUCCAAAAUAAAAAUCAUUUAUAUCAUGGGAAUACAAUUAUACAAAACUUAUAACCCGAGCGAAACCGUAAACAGCCCAAAAUUUGCUCGAAGAAAAAAUUUGCUCUCUGGAAAGCAUCAUUGUGGUAAAGGUCGUAAUGCUAGAGGAAUCAUUACAGCAAGGCAUAGGGGGGGGGGUCAUAAGCGCCUAUACCGUAAAAUAGACUUUCGACGGAAUGAAAAAGACCUAUAUGGUAGAAUCAUAACCAUAGAAUAUGACCCUAAUAGAAAUGCAAACAUUUGUCUAAUACAUUAUAAGACUGGUGAGAAGAAGUAUAUUUUACAUCCGAGAGGGGCUCAAAUUGGAGAUACCAUUGUUUCUGGUACAAAUGUUUCAAUCAAAAUUGGAAAUGCCCUACCUUUGACCGAAAUCCCCUUAGGCACGACUAUACAUAACCUAG